Molecule: messenger RNA, 2247 nt
Organism: Silurus meridionalis
Lineage: Eukaryota; Metazoa; Chordata; Actinopteri; Siluriformes; Siluridae
Gene: ssr1
Product: signal sequence receptor, alpha
Exons: 9
Coding region: 32-1036 (334 amino acids)
Cellular component (GO): endoplasmic reticulum membrane; endoplasmic reticulum
Source: RefSeq, a predicted model, not a curated record
UCUCCUUUGGGUCUUUCUUUUUUUCGGCGUCAUGCGUGAUUCUCACAACGCGCAUGCGCAGAAGACGCGCGUUCUCGUUCGGCAGCAGGUAAAGAGCAGGAGCUGCGCGUGUUUUCGCUUGUUGCUGUUGGACUCCGCCAAAAUGCUCAAAUUCCUUCCGAAAUUCUUGCUCUUGCUGUUGCUAGCAUUCCCGGUAACCAUUUUAAUGAAAGGUACGUUUGUAGCUGCACAGGAUGUUACAGAAGAAGAAGAGGCAGCCGAUGAAGAUACUACUGAUGAUGUGAUUGCUGAAGAUGAGGAUGAUGAAGCAGAAGUGGAAGAUGAUGAAAACACAGAAUUGACUGAAGAAAAAGAUGAAGAGGAAGAAGAAGAAGCUCUAGCAGGAGAAAUAAAGCCUUCCCCAAAUGCUGAUACAACAAUUCUGUUUGUCAAAGGAGAAGACUUCCCAGCCAACAACAUUGUGAAAUUCCUGAUGGGCUUCACUAAUAAAGGCAGUGAGAAUUUUGUGGUCGAGUCUCUGGAUGCUUCCUUCCGCUACCCUCAAGACUUUCAGUUUUACAUCCAGAACUUCACUGCUCUGCAGUUGGGUAUAGAGGUACCUCCACAGCGCCAGGCCACGUUUGAGUACUCUUUCAUCCCUGCUGAGCCCAUGGGUGGUCGUCCUUUUGGCUUGGUCAUCAACCUCAACUACAAGGACAGCAGUGGCAACAUUUUCCAGGAUGCAGUGUUUAACCAGACAGUCACCAUCACUGAGAGGGAGGAUGGUUUGGAUGGAGAAACGAUCUUCAUGUACGUGUUUCUCUCUGGCCUUGGACUUCUGGUGGUUGUUGGCCUGCAUCAGCUACUGGAAUCUAGGAAGAGGAGGAGACCUGUGGCCAAGGUGGAGAUGGGGACCUCCAACCAUAAUGAUGUUGAUAUGAGCUGGAUCCCUCAGGAAACACUCAAUCAGAUUAUGCAGAGUCGGCGAGAUAAGGCUUCCCCCAGAAGAUCACCCCGUAAGAGGACGCAGAAGCGCUCUGCUGGAUCAGAUGAGUGAAGAGGGAGUGUAGUUCUGUUGCUCUUGGCUGUAUGGUGCAUGCUACUGAGCACAGUUUGACCAUCAUACAAACACCUAUAGCGGUCAACAUUCGUAUACCAAUAUGGUCAAAUUUUUUUCUAAAUAUAACAAAUAAAAACGAAAAAGUGACAACAAUGAAAAGCUACUCCAGCCACUGUAGUGGUGUAAUUAUUUUCUUUUCCUGUUUUGCUUUUUGAGAUUAGUCAGUCUGACUUAUCAAUUUUGCUUAAAUCUGUGGACAAAAGGCAUAAUUAUGGUUUUGUUUGGUUUCUAGAAAGCCAUGUUUUUUUUUUUUUUUUUUUUUUUUUAAAUUAAUCCCUCUCCUGGGUUGUUUGUUUUUUCUUGGCACUGAUUGACUUUAUGCACAUGUAUUCUUAGCUGGGUCUUCCUCACUAAUUUGGUAACUUGUUUCCAGCCAGUACGAGUGUGCAUCUGCCAUGUUCACGUGCACUGAGUUUUUGUUUUUGGCCAUUUUUAUUCUGCCAUUGUGGGUUUGGAGGAUUGCUGACUAGAUAAAAACCAUGCGCCCCGACUGUGCCUAUUUUUAUUAUUCUCCGUUGUCUUUUCACUUCUCAGAAUGUCUCCUGAUUUUCAAGUGUGUUUUCAGGAUAUUAAAUAUCAUAUGAUUUCCAGGAACACUGAUGAUGAUAUAAACUGGGAAUAGGGAGUCUGUGGAUAAAUUUUUUUUUUUUUUUUUUUUUUUUUUUGUCUUGUGGCAUGAAUUUUGAUGCCUGUAAUAAAUACUGUGUAGUACACUACUGUACACAAAUGGCCCCUAUAGUUCAGGUGGGCUUUGACAACCCAUGGUAUAUAAACAAUUAGUGCUAUAGACAUGUACUUGCUUUUCAGUAGGUGUGUGAUUUACUGACCGAUUGCUUCCUUAUUGAUGUUUUUAAGGUUCAGUGGAUACAUUUUUGAGAAUAAUUUACAAGUAGAAAUGGCAAAGUGAACCAAUUGAUGCAUAAGCUGAAAACAGGCAGUUAGCAAGGCUUUUCUCUUAGUCAUGGCUUUCUUUUAUUGGGACUUUCAGCUCUGCUCUACUUUCCAAAGAAAAACUAAAACGUUUUUGUUUCCCAUUUAUUGUUGAACAAAUGUUGCCAUUAAGACUGCCCACACAAGUAUUAAUGACUAGAAGGAGGGAGUUCUGAAGAGAUUAUGGAAAGUACAAAAUAAAGAUGGACAUCAAUGUU